This is a messenger RNA of Fusarium oxysporum Fo47, 1100 nucleotides long. RefSeq lists its product as uncharacterized. The coding region runs from base 310 to 939 and encodes 209 amino acids. NCBI's taxonomy places the organism in Eukaryota, Fungi, Ascomycota, Sordariomycetes, Hypocreales, Nectriaceae. The record is from RefSeq and is a predicted model, not a curated record. The transcript is spliced from 2 exons.
AAGCGAAGUCAAUUCAAUUACAUAUUCAAAUCUCACGAUACAAGAACAUAUCUCUAUCGGGCCUUCGCUUGUCAUCUUUUUAUUACCAACUCCAACCCCAAGCGCAACCCCUCUUCUUCAUUACCCACUCCAAGCGGCGCCAAAAAAACCAGCAUCCACCGCCGGGAUUGCAAACUCCGGCCGGUCUUUCGUUCUCCGCAUCCCACCACCGAGACGAGACUCCACCAGCCGCAGAGCCUCGCGACAAUCUCGGCCUUCUCUGAAAACAGAAGCACAGCCUAGAAACAAGAUAUUCCCAGCUUCACUACAAUGGCCGCCGCUCCGUCGCCGACCCUGGCGCCGUCACCCCGGCCCGGGGCACCAAUGCCCUCAGAUCUAACUUUUCCCCAGGACACGAACCCGCGUCUGUCCAUCGCGACGCCAAUGCGGCUCAUGCUGGGAACAAUCUCGUCAGCAGUCGUGGGCUUCUCGCUUGGUGCGACGCAGGGCGGACAGAUGGCGCAGCUACGGUUUCGGGCGGAGCAUGCGCACAAGAUGCCCGACACGACGACAGGGUGGUACUUCUACCACAAGAGCAAGAAUUACCACGCCAUGCAGGGCGGCAUACGAGAGGGCUUCCGCAUGGGUCUCAAGACGGGCUUCUGGAGCUUCCUGGCCUUGUCGCUUGAGAGCACGGUCGAUCGAUAUCGCGGGGCGAGCGACAUGUUUUCUACGACGAUAGCUACGCUUACAGUCGCCGGCGCGUUUUCUCUUUGGCAUCGCCUGUCACUCACAACCGCCGCCCGGACCGCGCGAUACGGGUUGUUGUUUGGCCUUGCGUACGGUGGGAUUCAAGAUGUGCUUGGCUUAGCCCGAGGCAGACCGAUCGGGUAUGUCGAGUUCUUGCGAGGUCGGAGGUCAAAUACAAGGGAAGAUGAUGAUGCUCGUCCAGCAUUGUGAUGUAAUUGGGUUCUUCUAUGUACAAUAUACAAAAUGUAGAUAUAUCACGACUUGGUCAAUGGUUCAUAACUUAUCGCACUGACCAGAGACCAGCACAGGGGAAUAACAUGGUGCAAGAUCAAUUCAGAGAUAAAAAAUAUGCUAGUGUCGUUUGUUAUCGG